Aspergillus welwitschiae is the source of this 345-nucleotide messenger RNA. RefSeq lists its product as uncharacterized. The transcript has a single exon. The coding region runs from base 74 to 262 and encodes 62 amino acids. The record is from RefSeq and is a predicted model, not a curated record. Lineage: Eukaryota; Fungi; Ascomycota; Eurotiomycetes; Eurotiales; Aspergillaceae.
CAUCCGGAGUGGCCGAGGCGGGAGUGGCCCACGUGAGUGUGCGGUUCCCAGUUCUUUUCUGCUUAAUGAGGUAAUGAUGUAUGCUGGCUGGUGGAUGGUUGGUAGACAUGUGAAAGUAGAAUGGAUUGUCAUUGUCACAGUUCAUUGUGUUGGAAUGAGUACACUCUGGACAACUCUGAGUACGGGAUAUCUUGUCUGUCGAUCAUCGGACUCUUGCGCUGUGCUCUGUUACCUCUCUGAUGAAUUUACUCCGAGGGAGUGACUAUCAUUGAUUUAAUUACUCGGUGGGUUCAAUACUACUUCAGGUGUGUGUUAUUGUGGGCCGGUCGUUCAUGAUAGUAACUC